Canis lupus familiaris (dog) is the source of this 3494-nucleotide messenger RNA. RefSeq names its product solute carrier family 1 member 1 (gene SLC1A1). Gene Ontology annotation, molecular function: L-glutamate transmembrane transporter activity; L-cysteine transmembrane transporter activity; glutamate:sodium symporter activity. The record is from RefSeq and is marked provisional. Lineage: Eukaryota; Metazoa; Chordata; Mammalia; Carnivora; Canidae. Gene Ontology annotation, cellular component: plasma membrane. Gene Ontology annotation, biological process: L-glutamate transmembrane transport.
CCCGCCAUGGGCAAGCCGGCGAGGAAGGGAUGCGACUGCAGGCGCUUCCUGAGGAACAACUGGCUGCUGCUGUCCACCGUGGCCGCCGUGGUGCUAGGGAUUGCCAUAGGAGUCUUGGUUCGAGAAUACAGCAAGCUGUCUAGUCUGGAGAAAUUCUACUUUGCUUUUCCCGGUGAAAUCCUAAUGAGGAUGCUGAAACUCAUCAUUUUGCCAUUAAUUAUAUCCAGCAUGAUUACAGGUGUUGCUGCACUGGAUUCCAGUGUAUCCGGGAAAAUUGGUCUACGUGCUGUCAUAUAUUAUUUCUGUACCACUGUCAUUGCUGUAGUUCUAGGCAUCGUGCUGGUGGUGAGCAUCAAGCCUGGUGUGUCCCAGAAAGUGGAUGAAAUUGACAGGACAGGCAGCAGCCCCGAAGUCAGUACAGUGGAUGCCAUGUUAGAUCUGAUCAGGAAUAUGUUCCCUGAGAAUCUUGUACAAGCCUGUUUUCAGCAGUAUAAAACCAAGCGUGAAGAAGUAAGUUCUCCCAGUGAGCCAGGGAUGAACAUGACGGAAGCAUCUGUCACCGCUAUCAUGACUACUGCCAUUUCCAAGAACAAAACAAAGGAAUACAAAGUCGUAGGCAUGUAUUCAGAUGGCAUAAAUGUCCUGGGCCUGAUUGUCUUUUGCCUCGUCUUUGGACUUGUCAUUGGAAAAAUGGGAGAAAAAGGACAGGUUCUGGUGGAUUUCUUCAAUGCUCUAAGUGAUGCAACCAUGAAAAUUGUUCAGAUCAUUAUGUGUUACAUGCCACUUGGCAUUUUGUUCCUGAUUGCUGGGAAGAUCAUAGAAGUUGAAGACUGGGAAAUAUUCCGCAAGCUAGGCCUUUACAUGGCUACCGUCCUGAGUGGCCUCGCGAUCCACUCCAUUAUCAUUCUCCCACUGAUCUACUUCAUAGUUGUACGGAAGAACCCUUUCCGAUUCGCCAUGGGAAUGGCUCAGGCUCUCUUGACGGCUCUCAUGAUCUCUUCCAGUUCAGCCACACUGCCUGUCACUUUCCGCUGUGCAGAAGAAAAGAACCAAGUGGACAAGAGGAUCACUAGGUUUGUGCUGCCCGUGGGAGCUACUAUCAACAUGGACGGGACUGCACUCUAUGAGGCUGUGGCAGCUGUGUUCAUUGCGCAGUUGAAUGGCCUGGACUUGGGCAUUGGGCAGAUCAUCACCAUCAGUGUCACGGCCACGGCUGCCAGCAUCGGAGCUGCUGGUGUGCCACAGGCUGGCCUGGUGACCAUGGUGAUCGUGCUGAGUGCUGUGGGUCUGCCGGCGGAGGAUGUCACGCUCAUCAUCGCUGUUGACUGGCUCCUGGACCGGUUCAGGACCAUGGUGAACGUCCUCGGUGAUGCGUUUGGGACAGGCAUUGUGGAGAAGCUCUCUAAGAAGGAGCUGGAGCAGAUGGAUGUUUCAUCUGAAGUCAAUAUCGUGAACCCGUUUGCCUUGGAAUCCACAAUACUGGAUAAUGAAGACUCAGAUACCAAGAAGUCCUAUGUCAAUGGAGGCUUCGCAGUAGACAAAUCUGACACUAUCUCGUUCACCCAGACCUCUCAGUUCUAGAGUCCCUGGCUUCAUAGGACCAGGAAUGAUGAAGGACAGCUCCAUAAGAGUCAUCUCUUAGCAAAUUCAAACAUUAAAUAAGGAAAAGAAAAACAUUAAUGGCCAACUGUACAUUGGAUUUGAUAUAGAAACUUCCAGAUUAUUUUCUAUAUUUGGAUUCACAGAUUUCACUCUCGGGGUUCUGGGCUUUGGGGGUGGGGUAACAUGAAAGAAAAUACAUGAAAAAGAAAGCUGGAUUGUCUGCAAUUUAAAAAUUCUAAAGUUUGGAAGUAAAUAGAGUCAUAAUUGUUGGAUUAGGACAUGGAUAUGGAAGAAAAAUUGCUUUCUCAUACACAGUCCAGUGUUUUGAGUUUUUAAAAAAAUACUCUGAUUACAAAUUUUUACUCGCUUUCUAUUGGCAUGGAUUUCCUUUGACUUCUCACAUUUUUAUAGAUUAUAAUGCAUAUAAACACCCUCCCCCCCAUUAAUGUGCCAAAUUGUCCAUUUUUAACUCAUCUCCAGCCAAUUUCAAAGAAACAACUUUGAAAGAAAACAGACCAGCACAAUUCUGCAAUCAGAGUUUUAAGAUGGGUGUGGGGUUUUGUGGGAAGGUUCUUUUUUCAAUGUACUGUAUUGGGACACUGGUAACUCCUACCCCAGUGUUCAGUAUAGAGCUAGAUAUAUAUAUAUGUAUAUAUUUAUUAUUUUCAUAUAAGUUGCCAGACAGAGAUCAGAAUUGAACUGUCAAUGUGAAAUAAAGAGCUUUCCUUGUACUUGAAUAAUAACUAUGAUCUCAAUCCAGAUCUGCUUUGGGGCUUAUCCAAACUCCUCUCUCAGGAGCACAAGAAUGAAAUAUCAUGUUGUCUGAUUGUUCCACGUCUGUGUGUCAGCCUCAAAGCAGAUAUGCAUUAUGGAGAUACUCCAAGGUGGCAUCACCAUUUAUCUACAACCCCCAGAUUCUGCUGCUAUGAGGGAAUCCAUAUCAGCUCUAUAUACGAUUGUAUACAAAGGUGUCACUCAUACAAGGCUGGAUGUGUUUUUAUCCAAUUGGAAGGCUUCAUUCUUCCAAGAUCAACUAGACCCACUUAAAAAUGACAGGACUUUGCCCUUUUGUACCCAUUAGGGCCUAAACAACAGUGGCAAGCUACCAGCUAAGUUGUAUUUUAAUAUGGAUCUGAUGGACUGAACAAGUCACAUUGGCCAGUGUCUUCUUGCAAAGGAAGUCCCACAACAUGAGAUCUUGGUUAUGAGUGGUUCAGGGAAAUUCUUCCAUUGUAUGAAACUCAUCUCCUCCUCAAGGGAGGAUGGUUCCAACUAGUAGUCUAGUAAUCUCAGCCCUGGUCAUUACAAUCCAUUUCCCUUCUUAUGCUAAUUUAUGGAAAUAGUUUAUUAAAAUCUGUGCUUCAGCACUCAUCUUAAAAAUAACAUUUAACAUAAAAACUUGUAUUUACACGGAGAUCCAAAAUAGUCACGUUUCUGCAGUAUAGCCAAUUUAAACCUGUGCUUUUUUAUAUUUAAGAAAACCAGAAACUGUGCCAAAGAUGGUGGAAAAGUAAACAAAUGUUCAAUGUUGACUACCUGUACCCUGAAAGCUAUAAGGGAAUGAUCCUAGAUUGUCGAGUACACAUCAUAAACGUGGACCAGUGAUUCAAUGUGAGUCUUCAAAGGGAAAUAUUGAUGUUGUGCAGUGGAAAUAAAUCUAAAUAUCGAUGCAGUUGAAUCCAUAAUUUGUCAUGGGCUGAAAGGUCCUACCCCCUUGGCAGUUUGCUCAGAUCUAAGGCACGGGAGUUGGCAGAGCUGUUCGUGAACUGCAGGUCAUCCUUAUUUUGGAGUGAGUUUGUAACGAGCCUCUUAACACACUGUGCUGUUAACUCAUUAAAGAGAACGAUGUUCCAUUUCAGUCUCAAUAAAUACUUCUGCCCUUCCUCCUUCCC